Molecule: messenger RNA, 585 nt
Organism: Brassica napus (rape)
Lineage: Eukaryota; Viridiplantae; Streptophyta; Magnoliopsida; Brassicales; Brassicaceae
Exons: 2
Coding region: 253-519 (88 amino acids)
Source: RefSeq, a predicted model, not a curated record
UUUUAUACAACGCCAUUCUUCGAUCAAUCCUCUCUGUCCUUCUUGUUAAUUUUUUUUUACGCAAUGCUUCUUCCGUUUCUCUCUUCCUCUCUGCUUCUCCGUCUAUCUUCUCCGAUCAUGUCUCCUGAUCCCUUCUCCUUCCUAGCAUCUUCCCCUAAUUAAUGCAACCAAACUUAUCAUUGUUUAUUUAUUCUCAGAGAAUUAAGAUCGAUUUUAUUAGUAACAGAAUAAACCUUAGAGAAAGAGAUAUAUAUGGAGAGUUCGUUAGGUUUCAUGGCUGUUUUCGCCGUCUCUGGAAGCGUGGUGUUCGUCGCGAGUCAAUUCCACAAGCGUCUCCUCUCCGAUUACUUGGACAAGUUCGAACUUGAAAUCCGAUCACCAGAGAAUGCGGCGAUGAAGAAGAAGGUGAGAUUCGCGGCGGAUGUGGUGGAGCCUUCAGGGAAUAACAAAGAGUAUCGCCGGAGACACUCCUCCAAGGCUAAACUCAAUAGGGAAUUGAAGAUGGCGGCAAAUAUUUGAAGUUUUUUGUACAUAAUUAGUCAAUAUGUAAACUAUUCAUUGGGUUUUGAGAUUUAAUUUUCAUUA